AUGUGUCUAACGCUUCGCGGGAAGAAAUACUGGAAAUGCGCAGAGCCCGGUUGCCGGCAAACGGCUGUGACACUGAUGGACCCAAAAAUUAUGGUGAAGUCCCCUUCUAUAGAGCACCCAGGGCACGGCCCAUCCAGGGAGAAAAUCGUGAAAGAAAAAGUUGCCUGGAAUGUGAAAAAUGCCAUUUCUCAGCACUCUAUGGCUUCCGUUGCAGCGGCGACUUCUGCUUCGAUAGCUGGGUUGAAGGCAGCAGAUCGAGGAUACGCCCCAUCCCUGAAUGCCUUGAAACAGGUUGCUCUAAGGAAGAGAACAGAAAUUCCUGAAUUGCCACCCACAGUCGCUGAUUUUCAGGUUGACGGUAGCUACAGCUGUACAACGGAGGGUGUGGACUGGCUCAUUCAUGAUCAUGUGCAUAAUGCCCUUCGGAUGAUGAUUUUCGCCACGCCAAAGAAUUUGGAAUACCUUCACCAUGCAACCACUUGGCACGGCGAUGGGACGUUCGGAAUCGCACUCGAACACGGGAUGACGGUUUUGCUCGACUUUAAUUCGAUCCACGCUGCUGUUCAUGGCCGCGUCGUCCCUCUUGCUUACCUCCUACUACCAGACAAGACCAAACAAACUCAUACUUCUGCUUUCCAAUUCAUCAUCAAUGCCCUAUCAGGUUCCUCUUCUUUACAAACGUUCUGCUCAGAUUUUGAAUCGGGAGUAGUUGCAGCCAUGGCUUAUGACUUCCCUCACAUUAGGCACAAGGCCUGUUUCUAUCAUUUCUGCCAGAGAAUGUGGCGGAAAAUCCAAGAACUGGGCCUAACUCAGUUCUACAGAGAUGAUGACAUUGCCAUAAAGAUUCGUAUGAUGACAUGUCUCGCCUUCUUUCCAGUGGAAGACGUCCAGAAAGUAUUUGCUGAAUUGGAAGCAACCAUGCCAUCUGAAGCCAAACAUGUUGUGCAGUACUUCCGGGAAACUUACGUCGAUGGAAGAAGACGACGGGGCAGAGCCAGAAAUGGGGCUGUCUAUCCACCGCAGCUGUGGAAUGUUCGAGGUCGAACCCUCUCCAGUGAGCCCCGAACGAAAAACAAUCUUGAGGCAUGGCACCGACGGGCAUCGUCAUUAUUUGGAAAGCACAUACAUUUUUACGCAUUCUUGUUACAGUGCAAAGUAGAGCAGUCAGUGAUAGAGCAUGUCAUGGUGAAGUUGGAAGCGGGCCACAUUCCAGGGAAAAAGAAAGCAGAGAUUGACAAGAACAACAGAAUUCUGACAAUCACGCGUACCUAUGGGGAUCGCUGCAAUGUCUUUCUUGAGAAGUCUUUCCUAUAA
This is a messenger RNA of Darwinula stevensoni, 1314 nucleotides long. NCBI's taxonomy places the organism in Eukaryota, Metazoa, Arthropoda, Ostracoda, Podocopida, Darwinulidae. The record is from the annotation of a GenBank genome assembly.